This is a messenger RNA of Anguilla rostrata (American eel), 1847 nucleotides long. Its product is annotated as prosaposin-like. The coding region runs from base 187 to 1071 and encodes 294 amino acids. NCBI's taxonomy places the organism in Eukaryota, Metazoa, Chordata, Actinopteri, Anguilliformes, Anguillidae. The record is from RefSeq and is a predicted model, not a curated record. Gene Ontology annotation, biological process: lipid metabolic process. The transcript is spliced from 9 exons.
CAUGCAGUCGCUGUAGCAUAUCUUAUUGGUCUUAUCCGCCUACUUGCAAGAAAUCUGUUUUGUUAUUGGCCAUCAUAUGGCCUACGCUUCCUGAACAAAAUAUAUUUAUUGUUCAUGUCGCCCGGAAAGCGAAGCGUUUAAUUUCUCAACUGGGAACGGUGGACAGGACUAACUGACACGCUCACGAUGACCGCUUCAGGGUUUGUGCUGGUCGCCUUGCUCGCAUCUCAGAGUGCAGUUAUGGCCAGGGUCCUGUUGGAGCCGACGCAGGCGAGGUUGGACAGCACCAAGUUGUCUGCUAAGCCUGGUCAAGUGUGUACGUUCUUGGGACUGUGCGGCAGCCAAUCGGAGGGCAAGGAGGUAGAGCUCCUGACCAAUCACAUCGCUGAUGGUGACAUGACUAGUGUGGCCCCUUUUAGGGGCACACAUCCGGAGGUACAGCUGUCCCCUCAGUGCACGUUCUGCCUUUUUCUCGUCAAGAAGCUGGAGAGCAUGUUGGGGACGGAGAAGACAGAGGACGCCGUAGUGCAGCUGCUGAACGUGGUGUGCACCAUCCUGCCCCACCGCUGCCGGGACCAGUGCGAGGGCUUCAUCGCCAAGUACGCCAAGCAGCUGAUCGAAUUCCUGCUGUCCUCUGCCAACCCCAACACCAUCUGCAUGCUGCUCCACCUCUGCCUGGUGCAGGAGCUGCCCCUCGUGGAGAUGCCCCCCCUCUCGCCGUGCGACUCCUGCCAGACCCUGACGGCGCUGUCCCAGAUUCACCUGGGCUCCAACCUCACCGAACACGGGGCGUCCUCUUUCCUGGAGUCCGUCUGCGAGCUGCACCCCCACGCCGUCCCAAAGUGCCAGAUCUUCACCCAGCGCUACGGGUCCAGGCUGCAGAGGAUUCUGGGAAAACAGGAGCAUGCCCUGGACAUGUGUGAGCGGGAGGACCUGUGCGCGGCGGGAAGCGAGGCGAUGAUGCCGGGCGGAAACCACUGCACCUGGGGGCGCGACUACGUGUGCGCAAACAUGAAGACGGCUCUGGAGUGCGACAGUGUACUGUUCUGCGAGAAAUUUAUGUGGAACUAGCAAACCCAGGACCCAGGCAAGCUCUACCACCCGGCUGCCCCGUUUUGGCUGUAGGCUACUUCUGAUGAUGCCAGAUCCACUUGUAGCAACGGAUAAGAAUUAUUUAGCUUUAGCAACUCAGACUGCAAUUUAUCAAAGUCAAACAUGCUGAAACGUUGAUUAAAUAAUGAGUGAUACCGGGCAAUGAAAAUACCAAAGACCAAAGUGAUACUUUUAAAAAAAAAUUUUUUACAGACGAUUGGUCCUUGUAAUGCAUGAUAAUGUUAACCGAAUACAAUUUCCCUAAACCGGAACAAAGUAUCACAUGAUUUGUGUCCUAAAGACCCCAAAUUUUUUGAAACAGGUACAAAUUAUAUUGAGAUUGAAAUUAAAGACUUGAAGACUUCAACUGAUCUGCAGUACAGAAUAUCCUUUAAUGAAUAAAAAAUGGUGCUCAACUCAUUAUUAAAUCAACAGUUUAACUGACGUGCUCUACCUUCCUCUAUUAACAGUGGGAAUUACACCUCAACUGUGCUCAGUUACACUGAACGAUAAUUCUCAGCAAUUUGACGUUUGACUGUGUUGCACUGUGCUCUUUAACUUAUAUACUGCGCAUAUAUCUCAGUUUUAAUAACGCUUUUUUUGCAGUUUUUAUACUACUUUACAGUUGUGCCAUUUAUGCUGUCUUAAAAUGUAUGAUGAGCAAUUUAUGAAAAUUGAAAAUGAAAUCAUGAUUUGAAUUUCUUCACUGUAUCAUUUCUGGCUUUUUAUAUUUGAUUAAAAGUUUGUUAGCAAUG